UGGUGGCGGUGGCGGCGGUGGAGGAGGAUCGAGUGGACGAAGGACUGGACGGAGGGAAGGGUGAGAGGGUGAAAGAGGGACAGUGGCAAAUGCGUUGGUUUAGGCGGUAGUGGUGUAGCGGCUGGUCUUUUAUGGCCUAGGGUGGUUGCACGGAGGGGGGUGGAAGGCACACUCGUCGUCGCUCGGGACCGAUAUCUCGACGAUCGAAUCGAGAUGAGAUUGCUGCCGUUGAUCUCGAUUAUGUGUUUGGCGAGGCGGUGCGCCGAUUGCCGGGCUGUCGAUUCCAACGGUGAGAACUCGUUUGGAAGGGCGCAGGGCCGCAGAUUCAGCGUGGACGAGCUGUUGAAUACGAGAUUCCCCCACGGUAUCAGCGGCGACGUGGACGUGGACGUCUGUAAGGCGGGCGGGUUCCUGGGCGACAUCGCUCUGCCCAACAUCAAAUACGAGACCGAAUGGAGGCAGCAGAAGCUCAACAAGAGUUUCUUGGAGGAGCUGGAGAAAUAUCGGGACGAGGUGUUGAAAGAGGGUCUCCAGGUCGAGGAGGAGGGUCUUACAGAGAUUCUCCAAUUCAAAAAUGGGCACGAGGCUAACGAGCCGCAUCAGGAGAACGAGGAGAUGGUGGCUUCUCAAGAGAAAUCCGAACCAAUUAUGGUGGACCGGAAUCAAUACAGCAUGGACGGCGAGCUCGAGGGUGGAUUCAGUUUUAACGCUAGGAACGAGGAUGCCAGGCCUGGGGUGAGGGACGAAGGCGUUGAAUUCAGGCUAGAGUCAACGACCCCACCAACGAAGAAGAGGCAUUCCGCUCGAAAACAAGGACGUGAAGCCUCGCAAACGGCGUCGAACGCUACAAAAUCGAUGCAAGCAUUUUUGAGAACGUCUGAAGAGUUGAACGUCGCGUUUCCCACGAGCACGGAGGGCACCAAUCAAAUGAGAAAUUUGAACGCGGAAAACAUCGAGCAAGUGUUCACCAUCCAACCGGAAAGCAGCACGCGGAACACGUCCAAGCAACGUCAUCGUCGUCAUCAUCGUAGGAGAACGCCGAAGAGGAGGCAUCGGCGUCGAAAGAUCCCUCUGAUCAGACGAGACUUGGACGACUCCUCGGACGAGGUGGUGUCGUUUCACGAUCGGCAAUUACGUUCGAUCCAGUUCUACGACAUGGAGCACAAGUGGAAACACGGGGGGGCGAGGAAACGCGAGAGAUUUUCGAGCAGGGCGAGGAGGGCUGCGACAGCUCGCAAGGAACGCGUAUGGGAUCACGGGGUGAUCCCGUACGAGAUCGAUGGAAACUUUUCCGGCGCCCACAAAGCUCUGUUCAAACAGGCGAUGAGACACUGGGAGAAUUUCACUUGCGUCAAAUUCGUGGAGAGGGUCCCCCAGGAGCAUCCUAAUUAUAUACUGUUCACCGAGAGGCCUUGCGGAUGCUGCUCGUUCGUCGGGAAGAGAGGAAACGGGCCGCAGGCGAUAAGUAUCGGGAAGAAUUGCGACAAGUUUGGGAUAGUGGUGCACGAGUUGGGCCACGUAGUCGGUUUUUGGCACGAGCACACCAGACCGGAUCGCGAUCGCCACGUGCAAAUUAUCCGUGACAAUAUCAUGUCCGGCCAGGAGUACAACUUCAACAAAUUGACCGAGGACGAGGUGAACUCCCUCGGUUUGCCCUACGAUUACGACUCCAUCAUGCACUACGCGAAAAACACGUUUUCAAGGGGAACGUAUUUAGAUACGAUCUUGCCGAUGGAAGUGCACGGGAAAAAGAGGCCCGAGAUUGGGCAGAGGCUUCGACUAAGCGAAGGGGACAUCGCUCAGACCAAUCUUCUUUACAAAUGUUACAAGUGCGGCAGAACGUUUCAAGAAAACAGCGGAAGUUUCGGAUCUCCGACACAUCCGAACAGCUCCCCGCCAUCCGAGGGCGAGAGAUGCGAAUGGAGGAUCACGGCCACGCAUGGCGAACGAAUAGUCCUCAAUAUUACGUCGUUGGAUAUAUUCAAAAGCAAUUUUUGCCGCAGCGACUAUCUCGAGAUUAGGGACGGAUAUUGGUACAAAAGCAACGUGUUGGGUCGAUACUGCGGGAGCGGUAAAAUCCACGAGCCUGUGGUCUCGACCGGAAGUCGAAUGCUGGUUACAUACGUGACGUCCAACUAUCAGUCGGGUCAUCGUGGUUUCACGGCGUCCUACGAGGCCGUUUGCGGUGGUGAAAUCGAGCUGGAGGACACCGGCCAUCUGGAAUCGCCCAACUACCCGGACGGUUACCAAUCGAGCAAGGAGUGCGUCUGGAAAUUGUCAGUGCCCCAAAACUUCCAAGUGGCGUUGAAGUUUCAAUCGUUCGAGAUCGAGAAUCACGACAAUUGCGUGUACGACUACGUGGAGGUGCGGGACGGCCAUAACGCGGAUUCGCCAUUGAUCGGGGUUUACUGCGGUUACAAGAUACCUCCGGACAUCAAGUCGACGGGCAACAAACUUCUGGUGAAGUUUGUUAGCGACGGGUCCGUGCAGAAGGCUGGAUUCUCGGCCACGUUCAUGAAAGAAUUCGACGAGUGCGUGUUGAUCGAUCACGGUUGUGAACACAAUUGCAUCAACACUUUGGGCGGAUUCGAAUGUUCCUGUAAACCUGGCUACGAGUUACAUUCCGAUGGGAAACACUGCGAAGAUGCCUGUGGCGGAGUGUUCGAGGACAGCAACGGAACUAUCACGAGUCCCUCGUUUCCGGUAACUUAUCCAGGAAACAAGGAUUGUGUCUGGGAGAUCAUAGCUCCGCCCCAAUACCGUAUCACGCUCAAUUUCACCCAUUUCGAUCUCGAGGGUACGAAUGCUCGUCAACAGGAAUGCGAAUACGAUUCCGUGGAAGUGAGCAGCAAACUCGGAGACGAUAUUUUGAGAAAGCACGGAGUUUUCUGCGGCUCGAGGUUACCAUCGCUCAUUACCUCGGAGGGCAACUCCAUGAGAGUAACCUUCACGUCUGAUAACAGUAUCCAGAAAACUGGUUUUGCUGCGGUAUUCUUCACCGACAUGGAUGAGUGUGCGACCAACAAUGGCGGUUGUCAACACGAGUGCAGAAACACAAUAGGCUCUUAUCAAUGCUCGUGUCACAACGGAUUUACGCUUCACGAAAAUGGACACGAUUGUAAGGAAGGCGGUUGCAAGUACGAAAUUGCCGCGCCUAUGGGCACUAUAACAUCACCCAACUAUCCAGAUUAUUAUCCUGGCCUGAAAGAUUGCGUCUGGCAUUUUGUCACCAAACCGGGUCAUCGUAUUAAAUUGGUUUUCAAAGUUUUCGAGAUGGAGUCCCAUCAAGAAUGCAAUUACGAUCACAUCGCGAUUUACGACGGCGAUUCGCCCGAUAGUCACGUUCUCGGCAAAUUCUGCGGUACCAAAGAGCCCCAUCCAAUCUUGGCAACUGGGAAUCAAAUGUACAUGGUAUUUAAGAGCGAUGCUUCCGUCCAGAGGAAAGGUUUCUUUGCAACUCAUAGCACGGCUUGCGGUGGCCAUCUGGUUGCGACCAACGAAAUCAGGCAUUUGUACUCCCAUGCGAGAUACGGUGUCCACAAUUACGACCACAGGACCGAUUGUGAUUGGGCAAUCGAGGCGCCACCUGGUAAAAACGUGCAUCUCACGUUUGUCACGUUCCAACUAGAAUCGGAGAGCGACUGCAAUUACGAUUUUGUCGAAGUCUAUUCCGGCCUGGACACGUCUGGCCUCCUCUAUGGACGAUUCUGCGGAAAUAGCAAUACCACCGAUUUUAUUUCGAUAAACGAGGCGCUGCUAGUAAGGUUCAGAACGGACGACACGAUAUCGAACAAAGGAUUCAUGGCGUUGUUCGUCGCCGUCGACCGUCAGGAUAGCGGCGAGAAUUACGGAGGUUCGGAGGACGAAGACGCGGACGAGGAGAAUCUCUGAUCCGUGACAGGCCUCGCCAAUCGAGUAGGCUACGGAUUCCACAUUGGUUCGCUCUUGCGGAAUAACGAUCAAGGUGACGAGUAAAUCUCUCGAAUUGCUCGAAUAGAAAAACAUUUCAAUCGGAAUCCAGGACAUAAGCCCAUGGCAAAUGUGAAUCUUGCUCGAUCGUCGAGGCCGCGAAUCUUCUGUUCUAUCCUCACGAAUUACGCAUUCGAACAAGGUGAAAUGAAUCGAAUGAUUAAAAUAUCGAUCCAUUGGACUUGGAAGAUUUAUAUUCAACGAUAAAAACGGGUGAAUAAAGGCGUUUCCCCCCGUGAGUUAAUCCGAGUGUCUCUCUCUCUCUCUCUCUCGUGUCAAGGAUAAUUUAUUCCGUCAGCGAUGACAGUUAGAUAACGGCUUAACCAUUUGGAUUAGCGAUUUACGAUCCCGAAAAAAUUCGGCCUAGGUUCAGGCCAAUCGUGCCAUUGUAUGUUUGUAGGUAGAGAGCGCAUUAUACUGUUAACUAUUAUUCAGAAUCCAGUGAGAAAUCGCGAAGAUUUAAAGAGGAAUGGCGAAUCGACACACCUUUUGUGUCGACAAGAGUGAUUUUCUAAUAUUUGAUCGAACAUCGUCUCAUCGUUUGUUACGGAAUUAUUCCAAGUAAUCGAUAUCGAUGCGAUAAGAAGGCAUAAAGAAGUCGAGAAAAAGGAAUGAAAAUAAUUCCAUACUCGACGUUAUUCUUUCAAACACUGCCCUGUAACAAAUGAUUCGAUCACUUUUUUCUCGAUAAUCUAAUUCUUUCCAAUCUUCUCUUUUCUUCUCCUCUUUUUUCUUUUUCUUUUUCUUUUUCUUUUUCUUUUUUUUUUUAUGGACGUUUAUGAUAUUUUUCGAAAACAUUUCUUUCAAAUCGUAUAUGUGGACGAAUAGUUUUAAUGUCACCAUAUAGGAAUGCGGGACGAAAACGAGAGUCGUGUUUUAAAAUGUUGAAUGGAGAAAGAAAAAAAUUGACGAGAAAUAUCUCGCUCGAACCUAUCCGAUGGAAACCUUCCAAACGACAACUCGUGCAAAUAACUUGAAAUAAUCUAGAUGUAAAUUUUAGUUAUAGCGCUGAUCGAUCCUGAAGAAAAUCAGCGAUAGAAGUCUUACGGUGAGCCUCGAACGACGACCGAUUUCGAUCGACGUUUCUUUUCACGAGGAUCUCGCCAAGCGUUUAUUGUACAUAGAUAAAAGUUUUUAGAUGUAGACGUCGUGCCGUUUUAUAUCGUAGUCAUAGGAUCGACGACGAAAAAAAAAGAAAAAAAAAAAAAAUGAAAUGUCUCGCUAUCGUGUGAAAUUCAUGGAUUUUUGAUGGUUCUCAGGCUCUGUACUUUCGUCUGUGCGUCUCGGAACAAUAAAUAUUUAAAAAUAUUUCGAAUAAUUAGGUGUUUAUGAAUUUGUUGAGGAAUGAAAUAAUUCCAAAUUGUAUUGUUAGGCAUACGUUGAAUUGACAUAAACUAGACAAUAGUAUUCGAUACAAAUUAUUGGUACACCGUGAAAGUUCAGCUAGAGCAAAUAGAAAUCUCUAAUAAAUUUAUCGUAGAUAAUAAUAAACUCUGGAGUUGCGAUAUUUUGGACACUUGGUAUUAAACUUGCAGAUAAACGACGAGAAAGAUUAAAUUUAAGAUCGUAAAGACGUAUCCUACUCGAAAUACUCGUGUUUCUGGCAUGAAACGUUAUUCUUUGUACACUGUUUAAGAAAAAAAAUGACAAAUGUAAAAGAUUAAUCUUUAAUACGUAAAAAUAUUGUUCAAGAAUAAGGAACAAUAUUAUUAUUAAAUUUUCAAAAUUUUUGCCAAUUUUUCUACGUAUUUCACUGCCCGGUAUAUAAUUUUCUCGAUGGUGCACGGAGAAAUUAAAAGGAAAAAUGAUAUUAAUGAUAUAUUCUUCACGUUCUUUUUCUAUUGUCCGAUAACAAUGAAUAGGGCCUAUAUUAAUUGAAAUUAAUUAGAAAGAAAUACGAUGAACUUGAAGUUUCUUUUGCAGAUGUACACAUACACGUUCAUAAUGUUGAUCCUUCGGAAAGAAAAAAAAAAUGAAUGAAAAAUUCGUAUGCCUAUAUAGGAUAAUAAAUACCUUGUCAUUAUCCGACGAUAAGAGCAAUAUUAAGCGCCGCGUCAAGUUCCUUUUUGUAAAUUAUAUGUGAUUUAUUUGUUCUCAGAAAUACACGUUAUAGGCACUCUAUA
Messenger RNA from Apis mellifera (honey bee), 6092 nucleotides. It is a transcript of the gene tok, whose product is annotated as tolloid-like protein 1. The transcript has 15 exons. Gene Ontology annotation, molecular function: zinc ion binding; metalloendopeptidase activity; calcium ion binding. NCBI's taxonomy places the organism in Eukaryota, Metazoa, Arthropoda, Insecta, Hymenoptera, Apidae. Gene Ontology annotation, biological process: proteolysis. The record is from RefSeq and is a predicted model, not a curated record. Bases 214 to 3891 code for a protein of 1225 amino acids.